Meira miltonrushii is the source of this 1029-nucleotide messenger RNA. Its product is annotated as mitochondrial carrier. Lineage: Eukaryota; Fungi; Basidiomycota; Exobasidiomycetes; Exobasidiales; Brachybasidiaceae. The record is from RefSeq and is a predicted model, not a curated record. The coding region runs from base 1 to 1029 and encodes 342 amino acids. The transcript is spliced from 2 exons.
AUGGUUCCAGGAACAACAAAGGCUGUCAAGAUGGCCCUCAAUGAUAGAUCGCGGAUACCUUCGGAUGCUAUGGAAGAGGAAGAAGUUGCAGCUGAGCAAGUAUCAAAACUACAAGAUGCAAUAAGCAAAAAAGAUGCAAAAGCAAUCGAACAGAUACAACCUCAUAUCGGCUUAACAUUCUUGUCAGCCGGUUUGGCAAAUGCAAUGUCAGCAGCAUCGACGAAUUGGGCAGAUGUAACAAAAGUACGUCAACAAUUGGAGAUGCAAAGGAAACGAAGAUCAUUCUUGGCUGUAGGAUCGAGUAUGAUUCGUGAAGAAGGGUUGAGGAGUAUGGCAAAUGGAGUGACUGCAAGUUGUUUACGUGAAAUGACAUACAGUACGAUCAGAAUGGGAGCAUAUGAAAAUUUUAAAGAAUUAUACUCGUCAAUAGUGGAACCUAGUUCUUUCGCCAAUAAACUCUUGGCGGGAGCCACAUCGGGAGCACUUGGCGCUGCCAUUUCUACGCCGACCGAUCUUGUGAAAGUGCGUAUGCAAGCUCCUCGCAAGGCACCGGAUUUCAGGCCUCCGUAUAAGAAUUCAUGUGCUGCUUUUGCUGAAAUUUACAAGCAAGGUGCAGUAUCUGAAGGAUUCAAAGGUGGUUUGAAUAAUUUGUAUCGAGGAACCACUCCGAACAUCAUCCGAGCGUGUAUCUUGACGAGUACGCAAAUCGGAAGUUAUGAUGAAAUCAAGGGAUUUUUCAAAAGGAACUUGCAAAUGCAAGAAGGGACAGGAUUACACUUUUCUAGUAGUAUGGUUGCUGGUCUGUUUUGCAGUUUGGCAUCACAGCCAGUAGAUGUGAUCAAAGUUCGAGUAAUGCAAGAUCGUUCUGCUAAUGCAGUUUCAUUAGUAACUUCUUUACUCAAAAAUGAAGGUCCAAUGGCCUUAUACAAGGGAUUUGGGAUGUGUUGGGCCCGUUUAGGUACGCAUACGGUCAUUUCGUUGGUUCUCUUUGAACGUUUACGCUCUUUGUUCGGUAUUAAACCUCUCUAA